UCUGGAGCAAAACCAAGUGCAAACAUGGAAGGAUCACAGCAACCAGAGCACCUACCGUCUGUCGGGGAUGGUCUCUCACCUCGGGGAGAGCAUCAACACCGGCCACUACGUCAGUGACGUCGCUGGAGAGGACGGCGCCGGAUGGUUGACCCUCAACGACGCCCGUGUGACGCCCGCGGAGACGCCGGUCCUGAGGACCAGAGAGAAGACCGCCUACAUGUUGUUUUACGUCCUAAGUGGAGCAGAAGAGGGAAGCCAUGUCCCACUGGCUCAGAACCAGGAGCCAUCUGGAGCUGAGAGGGACUGACACCUGUGAGGCCC
Gadus chalcogrammus (walleye pollock) is the source of this 321-nucleotide messenger RNA. RefSeq names its product ubiquitin carboxyl-terminal hydrolase 37-like. Lineage: Eukaryota; Metazoa; Chordata; Actinopteri; Gadiformes; Gadidae. Gene Ontology annotation, molecular function: cysteine-type deubiquitinase activity. Bases 68 to 307 code for a protein of 79 amino acids. Gene Ontology annotation, biological process: protein deubiquitination. The transcript has 4 exons. The record is from RefSeq and is a predicted model, not a curated record.